Molecule: messenger RNA, 1541 nt
Organism: Camelina sativa (false flax)
Lineage: Eukaryota; Viridiplantae; Streptophyta; Magnoliopsida; Brassicales; Brassicaceae
Source: RefSeq, a predicted model, not a curated record
CUCAAAAGAAAAACAGAGCAUGCAUUAAUAACUCUGUUAUUUUUUUUUUUCCAAAAUCUCAAGAAAACAUGAAUAUCAUCUCUCCUUCAUCACCUCCACCACUGUUACCUCUCAAAUCAAACACAAGCUUCGAUUUAAACAGCGAGAUCACUCCAAACAUUCUCCUAAUAAUCAUAAUCCUCUCGAUCAUCUUCUUCAUAUCUGGUCUUGUCCACAUCCUUGUCAAGUUCCUCCUCACACCAUCAACACAAAACAGAGAAGAUUACUUAGACAACGUUACAGCUCUUCAAGGCCAGCUUCAGCAACUAUUUAGCCUCCACGACUCUGGCGUUGACCAGUCCUUCAUCGACACGUUACCUGUCUUUCAAUACAAAUCCAUCAUGGGUCUCAAAAUCUAUCCUUUUGAUUGUCCUGUUUGUCUCUGUGAGUUUGAAACAGAGGACAAACUCAGACUCUUGCCUAAAUGCAGCCAUGCUUUUCACGUUGGCUGUAUCGAUACGUGGCUUCUCUCUCACUCGACUUGUCCCUUGUGUAGAUCUAACCUCCUCCCUGGUUUCUCAUCUCAUCACAACCCAAGCUCCUCGUAUUUACUUGUUCUUGAGAGUGAGCAAAGCUCGAGGGAUAUGGUUCCUGUUCUUGAGUCCAAUUCUCAUUUGAGUUUUGAUGGGAACAAUGAUUUUGGAUCGACCCGGGUUAGGUCGGGUCGUAAAUCAUGCGAACCGGAUGGUGAAUUGGUUAGUUUGGAUAGAAAAGUUGUUCCUUUAGAAGUUAAGCUAGGGAAGUUUAGGAACAUAGAUCAUGUUGGUGAAGGAAGUGACAACAACAAUAGCAUAAGUGGUAAUAGCAAUUUAGAUGGAAGAAGGUGUUUGUCGAUGGGCUCAUAUGAGUAUAUUAUGGACCAAGAAGCUACACUUAAGGUUCACGUCUCCAUCAAGAAACUAUCGGGAAAAGACGGUCGCUUGCCCUGCCACAGGUCGGUUAUGGGAAUUGAGAAGAGUUUUGUGGAAAGAGAGAGCUUUUCUUUGUCGAAAAUUUGGCUAAGGAGUAAAAAGGAGAAUCAAAUGUGUACAGGUGCUAGAGAUCAGGAUUGUUCUUCAGUGUCUUCCUCUUCAGUCCGAUUUCCAAACAAACUGAUUCCCCUUGAGAUCGAUGAAGAGAGUCAAAAGAGAGAAAAUUCGGAAUCUUUGGAGACGAAAACGCCAUCUUUUGCUAGGAGGACCAUGCUUUGGCUUGCAGGGAGACAAAACAAGGCUGUUCAUCCUUCUACAUCCCAUGUUUAGGUUUUGCUUGUUAAUUUUUUGUUCUUCCUUUACAAUUGUGUCGGAAAUUUUGUGUGUUCUCAUCAGACAGAAAGUAAUAGUGGGAGAUGAAUUAAGAUAUGUAGCUAGGGUUCUUUCUUGUUAGGCACAUUCUAGGGUUCUUUCUUCUUACGCACAUUGAAAAUUUGGUGGCUAUGCAAACAUUUUAUCAUAGUCUUCUUUAAAUUAUGGGCAUGUCCUUGUAUGAUAUUACUAGAUUUGUCUUAUGUAGAUUAUGACACA